AGAGAGAAGCAGGACGGAAAAUACAACAAGUGAAUGAACUGUUGCUCUGCAAAUAAAGUCGCUGUGCAGCGGGAUUUCUGCAGGGCGGAAGUCGGCCAAAGUCACUCGUCAGGAUGUGUGGCUUUAUUUGAAGGGACAUUACGCGACUUUAAACCAUUUUAUACUGUUUCUUUUUUUUUUUUUUGUCCGUGUGUGCUCGGACUGCCCGUGAGCGCUGCCCGGAGCGUUUUGCAUGCUGUGGUCCGGUCUGCAUGCCGCAAUCGUGGAUCUAAAGAAACUGCAAGUUUGAAUAUUAGUGAGACUUCAGCUGAACUUCACCCGAUCCCGAGAGAGAUAAGUCUGUGAAGGAUUCCAUCCCGCCCGGAGCAGUUUUCUGCGGCGUUUCCGUCUGAACCCGCAGCUUGAAAAUCCGAAACAAGAAGGAAAUAAAAAAACUCAAUUCAGAGAUUUGAUGCACUGUAAUAAAAAAAAAGAAAUCAGCUGACUUCGGAAAAAGAGAUACUUUAAAAAAAAUCUGUAACCAAUCUGUAUUUAAAUUUGAUCUAAUCCAGGCUCCUUAAAAAAAUUACAUUCAGAUCUAAGAAAGGUGUACAGCUGAUCAACACAAAAAGGGAGGAAGGAAGAAAGGCGCUGAGAUUUUGCAGUUUCCUCUUUUCUUCUCAUUCCUGUACAGGCAAAUACAGCUCCUUUCCCCAUAUGUGGUGGGUGAGAUGAACUCCAGUGGGAAUACUGUAGACCCCACCUGACAGUUCUCUGCCUGAGCAACUAAGCUUUUCACUUGAGCCACUAUAGAGCUUGUUUAAAAAAAGAUCAAAUCAAACAUCUGAUUUGAAAUCUUUGUUAUUUUUGGCUUGCAGAAUGAUGUUUUAACUCUAGAAAGGUUAAAAGCUCCAGACAUUCUGAACCAGAGAAAAGUGAAAAGUGAAAUGUUACAGAACAAUUACUGAACAUCAAGAAAUGGAAAAACCUUUUUUUCUCAUCCAUCCUAUAUCAGAUUUUUUCCUGUCUAAGACUUUUCAAUCCCGACUUUAGAAUAGAGGCCAACUUCUAUUCUCUGCCCGUCACCAUCUCACACAUUCGACUGCCACCCUCUUAAGUAGUGACUAUCUGCCCAAAGUUCAGUCUGGCAGGCACAACCAUCCCAGCUAAGGGGGAGGAGGACUUCCUCACACUGGCCGCCUCCCGGCUCAGCCGUAAAAAACGAGUUAUCGGGGCUGGAGUUGGCGUGGCAAUGGUCCUGGUCCUACUGGUGGCCAUUCCCCUAUUGGUCCACACCACCAAGGGGGGAGGGUCCGGAGGAGGGGGCACGCAUUACGAGAUGCUUGGGAGCUGCAAGAUGGUGUGUGACACUUUCACCCCCCCACAGGGAGAGCUCACGGCCGUCUCCCCUCAGCCCCCGGACUUCCAAAACCGGAGGGGCAAACAUGGGCUCAAAGGGAGCCCCGGACUCCCUGGUCCUCCAGGUCCUAAGGGCCCCCCUGGAGAGCCUGGCAAACCUGGCCCACCUGGACCACCAGGGCCUGGACCUGGAGGUUAUGGCCAGUCCCUCUACAGUCCUAAAAUUGCCUUCUAUGCCGGUCUUCGGAAACAACACGAAGGAAGUGAGAUACUGAAGUUUGACGAUGUGGUAACCAAUGUUGGGAACUACUACGAACCAAGCACGGGCAAGUUCACCUGCCCUCUGCCUGGCAUCUACUACUUCACCUACCACGUCCUGAUGAGAGGAGGGGACGGUACGAGUAUGUGGGCUGACCUAAAGAAGAACGGGCAAGUAAGGGCGAGUGCAAUCGCUCAAGAUGCAGACCAAAACUACGACUACGCCUCCAACAGUGUCAUCCUGCACCUGGAUGUCGGGGACGAGGUGUGUGUACAGCUGGAUGGAGGCAAAGUUCAUGGAGGAAACACCAAUAAAUACAGCACCUUCUCUGGCUUCCUCAUCUACCCUGACUGACAGUAUUCUCACAUUUCUAUACUCUCUUUCCUCAAGCAAAAAGUCUCCUCUCCUUUCUGCAUCUAACACACCAUGCUACCAUGAUGUAAUAUGCCAUUUCAAUGCUGUCCAGUACAAAAAAACAUGUAAUAACAUGCUAACAAAUAGAGUUUGAAAAGAAUUUCUGUAAAAAUGAAUAUAGUUAUGUAUAUAUCAACAGUUAACAUUUACUUCUGAAUCACACACUUGUGUAAUCAUUAUUCUGUGCCAUGUACAGUAUGUGUAAGGGCAUCCUAAACAUCUGUUUCACAUGCUUGUACAAACACAUGCACACACAGGCACACACAUGAAUUGAAUUUCUCCUAUUGCUUGCUAGGCUGAGACAAGAUGACAAUUUUAGCCACCAGUCUGAAAUCGACUGAAAUGAUCUCUGAAUGUAGCCUGUAAAUUGAAGUGUGUGUACUCGGCUGCAGCCUCUCGCCUUCACUGUGAGAUGGAUUUCCAAACAAGAAAAGUUAUGAAUAUAUUGAUUGCAGCUGAUAAUACGGUCAACACAGUGAACAUAAUCCAGUGUGUUCAUGCUGUUUGAGAGCACGUGUGUGUUUGUGUCGGGCUGUGAAAGCAUCACGUAACAGUCCCUUAACGCUCAGGGUAAGUCGAUACUGAGGUUUAGCUUUGAGAUUUUCUCUGAGCCAUAGCUUAUGACAGUCUCAUCAUGUCCUGCUAAUGAGCAGGACAGGAUACGCCAUGUCACUCACUCUCACACCUGGCACCCAUUGCUGUAUGACUGUACUGAAAAAGUUCGACAUGAUAAGAAAUAGACAUUUGCUUUUUUUGUAGUAUGUUUAUUGGCAUGAUUGAUAGCACUCUCAUUUCAUUUUGACACUACAGGAAAUGUAUCUAAGCCGAGCAUAGGAACUGGGUUUUUUUGUAUGAAGUGUUUUCUGACCAUGAAAUCAAAGUGAGAACCCAACACCAGAGGUUGUCUAUAUAAAUAGAUUCUGAAUACAGACGAAUACAGGAUCCAUAGGCAAGAAAAAGAUUUUGGGGUCUGAAGUGUUUAGGUUUCCAUUCACAAUGUAACAUGCGUAACUUUGUACACUUUUGUUCCGGCAUUGCCUGUAGGCUAUGCAAGAAAGCAAUCUGUGUAUAAGAGGAUGUAAUGAAAUCCCAGUCCCCAUCAUGCGAUGUCAAUUUAGCUGUUUUAAUCUCGAUAAACAUACAUUUGCAUAUAAACAAGCUAACGUGCUAACGUUCAUAGUCAACGACUGUCCAUUCUAUAACUCAAAUCACCCAUAUAAACUAUGGCCAUUGCACAGAAAAGAUUACCAUCUGAAUAACAUCUGGUCACACUGGAAGACCUGAAAAUUGUCCAUUGCUCUGAGAGGUUAUGUUGUUGUCUGCUGAUAGCCAAUGGGUUUUGAGACUUCAAUGAAGGGAGCGAAACACCACCUGUUCCAUUUUCUCAUUCAGAAACAUAUAAAUAGUUUUUGUAACAAAAAAAAAAAAAGGUAGAGAGAGAAGUUCAUUUCCUGGCUCCUUCAUAAACCCUCACACAGCUGACCAAAUACAGCGUUGAUUGUUGAACAGGACUUGCAGGUUAAAGCUAACAACAUUGGGAACAGAGGGAAACAGCUAGCUCAGCUCUAUAUAAAUGAAAUGCAGUCCAACCACUGGGCUUUAUAGCUCACCAGAUAACAUGUUACCACUUCAGUUUUAUAAAAAUGUAAGUAUUCAAAAAAACAAAAAAAGAAGAAUGUUUGUGGGUUUUUUUUUUUUUUUGGUAGGCUUAUUACAGAAAGAGCUAGCCUGGCUAUUUCCUUCUGUUUUGAGUCUUAAGCUAGCUGUCUUCAGUCUGUCUGUUGUUAUCAUACACGCAUGAGAGUGGUUUGAAUGUUCUUGUCUAACUAGCUUAAUAAAGCAAAUCAAGGUAGGCUAAUUCAUUCAUCUUACAAAGAAUGAUUUAACAUGCAGGUAGCUGUUGGUGUUUUACUGCCAUAUACCACACCUCAAGGUUUUCUGUGCCUUACACUAUCGUUUGGAUGUGUGAACAAGCAGAUUUCUAUGAUAAGUCCAUGUAAGUUGUUAAUCACUUAUCACAGAAUCUAACUGAGGACAUUGACUGUCAAUCUUUGUAUGUAAAAUAAUGUAGCUCAUUGCUGUAAAAAAAAAAGAAAUGGAAAAAAGGCCCCAAAAUGGAGACGGAUUCUGUUCAGAUAGAAACACCUGUUGGAAUGAACAACAGAAGCAUGUUUAUGUGUAGUUAAAAAAAGGAUUUCAAAAAUAUAUAAAUACAUUGAUGUAGACAAAUUAUGACAUUCAACUUUUAUUUUCAUGACCUAUCCAUUGUGCCAAGUUGCAUCCUGUGUGUGUUUUCUGACGCUGUUGCCUUUGUUCACGAGCCAUGUGGUCAGUGUACUUUGCAGGCUGAGUUGUGUGUGUAUUUGUUAUGUAUGAAAUCAACAUGGAUUUUUCUCUGCCCUUGAUGACCAUGAAACACAAUAAAGAAGAAAAGAAAAUU
Messenger RNA from Labrus bergylta (ballan wrasse), 4451 nucleotides. RefSeq names its product complement component 1, q subcomponent-like 4b (gene c1ql4b). Lineage: Eukaryota; Metazoa; Chordata; Actinopteri; Labriformes; Labridae. The record is from RefSeq and is a predicted model, not a curated record. Gene Ontology annotation, molecular function: protein binding.